This is a messenger RNA of Misgurnus anguillicaudatus (oriental weatherfish), 2023 nucleotides long. It is a transcript of the gene ywhaqa, whose product is annotated as tyrosine 3-monooxygenase/tryptophan 5-monooxygenase activation protein, theta polypeptide a. The record is from RefSeq and is a predicted model, not a curated record. Lineage: Eukaryota; Metazoa; Chordata; Actinopteri; Cypriniformes; Cobitidae.
CAGUCGCACGCGCUACCAGGUGAACGAGCCGUCAUUUCCCAUUGGGAUGCAACGGUCGGUAAUUUACUUAAACUGUAAACCAUAAAAAGGUUAGCAAAACGUAUCUGCCCGAACCUUGAACAGCCAGUGACAGGGGGUUGUGGCACUCGUUGUAGUCCAGAAGUAGCAGGCUAACCCUCGGCGAGCUGGUAAUACGUUAUAUGGUGCUUCUGGAUCACUUCACCCUCACUGCUUUGGGCAGCAAGCUUCCUCCCUUUCCCUUUACGCACAUUUUCUCCCUCCCCUCUUGGUAGGACUAGCCGUUUCCCAGCGUUGAAACGCUUUUAUUGUGUGUUUGAAUCAUGGAUAAAACGGAGCUCAUUCAGAAAGCCAAGCUGGCGGAGCAGGCCGAGCGAUAUGAUGACAUGGCUUCCUCCAUGAAGGAGGUGACGGAGCAGGGAGCUGAGCUCACCAACGAGGAGAGAAACCUCCUGUCUGUCGCCUACAAGAACGUGGUCGGAGCGCGGAGGUCGGCCUGGAGGGUCAUCUCGAGUAUCGAACAGAAAACCGAGGGCAACGAAAAGAAGCUUCAGAUGGUGAAGGAAUACAGGGAGAAAGUGGAGGGCGAAUUACGCGAUAUUUGCAACGAGGUGUUGGGACUACUGAGCAAAUAUUUGAUUGAGAACUCUACAAAUGCAGAGAGCAAAGUCUUCUAUUUAAAGAUGAAGGGUGACUACUUCAGAUAUCUUGCUGAGGUCGCCUCAGGAGACGACAGGAAGGAGACAAUAACCAACUCUCAAGGCGCCUACCAAGAUGCGUUUGACAUCAGUAAGAAGGAGAUGCAGCCCACACACCCCAUCCGUCUGGGCCUGGCUCUCAACUUUUCCGUCUUUUACUAUGAGAUCCUCAACUCUCCUGAGCAGGCUUGCGCUCUGGCUAAACAAGCGUUUGACGAAGCCAUUGCAGAGCUGGAUACACUGAACGAAGACUCGUAUAAAGACAGCACACUUAUCAUGCAGCUGCUCAGAGACAACCUCACAUUAUGGACCUCUGACACCGCUGCAGAUGAGGGUGAUGGUGGAGAUGGAGGAGAAAACUAAGAGCUCACAUAAUCUUCACAGAUUAAAGAAUCCUGGAAAAUGACAACUUUUUACACUUCUUCAUUCCUUAUUGUGUCACUUAUGAUUAUUCUAGCCAUGUAAGCCCAUGAUCAUACCGAUGAGCUGUAAGUGUGGGAAUUCCAAUCAGUUUUUUUCCACCACGUGGCUUGUGGUUGUAAUGAAAGUAAAUAUUAAGUUAAAGUACAUCUCCAUUUCUUGGUUUUGUGUUUUUGUCCUUUGGCCUUCUUUAUGUGCAGUGUCUGCUGUAGAAAAGUAUUAGCCUCACAUAAAAUCGAUUGUCCUUUAAUUGUGACAAAGCGACUAGUGUGUAUAUUAUGGUGUAAUCUAAAGCAUUGGAAGAUUCAGUCACAAAAUGCAAAGCGUUUCGUAUCAAGCAUGGCUAGUUCUUGUCCUAUAUCACCUGCCAUCAUUUUAGGGAGAUCAACAUACACUUGAAAGAGAUAAACGUUUGUUGAAUCGUCAUAGUGUUGGCUUGAAAUGGGCCUUUACUUUAGUAUUGAUCGCAGGAAAGAUGUUGUCUCACCAAAUCAGCCAAGUAUGCACUUUCAUAGACCACAGAUACAUGAAGGUAACAAAACACUCCUGCCUGGUUAUGGUUUUCACUUUAACGUGUUACCUUGCGAUGGCUCAUGAUGGUACAAAUAAUUAUCUAUAAAAAUACCAUGCAUGCCCAUAUUUCAAUAUACACUGGAAUGAGAACCAAUACUGCAUACGUUUGGUUAAGUACUUUUCAUUGCAGGUUUAUGCACAUGUUGAGAGGAUGUUUGAUUUGUCAAGUGAUGUCUGUAGUUAUUUGGACCACUGUUGUGUUUUUGCUAAUCAUUCACUGUAGUCCUUUACCUCUACCCAAAGCCUUGUGAAAAUGUAUAAACCCUACAUAACGGCUAUGUAACCAGAAUUAAAUAACCAUUUUAUAAACCAUA